Molecule: messenger RNA, 768 nt
Organism: Mesitornis unicolor (brown roatelo)
Lineage: Eukaryota; Metazoa; Chordata; Aves; Mesitornithiformes; Mesitornithidae
Product: gamma-aminobutyric acid receptor subunit alpha-3-like
Exons: 2
Coding region: 16-537 (173 amino acids)
Biological process (GO): monoatomic ion transmembrane transport
Cellular component (GO): membrane
Molecular function (GO): monoatomic ion channel activity; GABA-A receptor activity
Source: RefSeq, a predicted model, not a curated record
ACCACUGUUCUCACCAUGACCACACUAAGCAUCAGCGCAAGAAACUCGUUACCUAAAGUGGCGUACGCGACGGCCAUGGACUGGUUCAUAGCCGUCUGUUAUGCCUUUGUGUUUUCUGCGCUGAUCGAAUUUGCCACCGUCAACUACUUCACCAAGCGCAGCUGGGCUUGGGAUGGCAAGAAGGUGCUGGAGGCCCAAGAGAUGAAGAAAAAAGAGCCAGUGGCACUAGCAAAGAAAACCAACAACACCUACAACAUUGUUGGCACCACAUAUGCCCUCAACAUUGCCAAGGACCCCGGCCUGCCCACCAUCUCCAAGAGUGCUGCUGCCGCCGCUACUGCCACCAACAUACCCCACAAGAUGCCCCGCCUAGAGGAGAAGCUCCCAGAGAGUAAGAAGACAUACAACAGCGUCAGCAAGGUAGACAAGAUGUCUCGCAUCGUCUUUCCAGUCCUCUUUGCCAUUUUCAACUUAGUCUACUGGGCCACAUACGUAAACCGGGAGUCAGCUAUCAAGGGAAUGAUCCCCAAACAAUAAAACCAGUCACACAAUCCUUCCAUCAGUGAACACCAUCCAGGCAGGAAUUCUCCAGGGCUUUCUUAUUUCCCGUUUUGUUUAAUUAUUAUUGUUCGUUUGAUAUUAUUAAUUAUUAUUAUUACUAUUAGAUUGUUCUUUUAUAAUGCAAACAAAACUGUGAUUUUAUUUUAUUCCUGUGUACUUUAGUUUUGUUUUACUUUGAUGACGAAAGGGGGAAAAAAAAAAAAGAUC